Pygocentrus nattereri (red-bellied piranha) is the source of this 1622-nucleotide messenger RNA. It is a transcript of the gene zp3d.2, whose product is annotated as zona pellucida glycoprotein 3d tandem duplicate 2. Gene Ontology annotation, cellular component: extracellular matrix. The transcript is spliced from 8 exons. Lineage: Eukaryota; Metazoa; Chordata; Actinopteri; Characiformes; Serrasalmidae. Gene Ontology annotation, molecular function: acrosin binding. Gene Ontology annotation, biological process: egg coat formation; positive regulation of acrosome reaction; binding of sperm to zona pellucida. The coding region runs from base 214 to 1521 and encodes 435 amino acids. The record is from RefSeq and is a predicted model, not a curated record.
CCCUCAGUGAUUUCUGUGGGGUCUUUCAGGAGGAUAUUGCUGCCUGCUGCAUUCACACCCCACCCAAAGUGCACAUGCGUCUAAGGAGGGAAACGCUGCACGUGCACUAUAAUUCCCGCCAACCCCGAGGCAUUGUGGGAUACCAGUCAAAGUUAUAGAGGCCGGUGUUCCGCAGCGCUCUUCUCUGAGUAUAUAGAGUCUUCUAAGCUUGGUAUGGGUGUAAUUCUUCUGUCAAUGUGCAUUUUAUUAGGCUUGCUUUCUCCGUGCGCGCGUGCCGAAGAAGGCUCGAGCGUCUGGGCUGAACUCGUGCUGCCGGAGCUCCGUGUAAACCAGAACCAGCUCGGUCCGCCAUACCUGCACCUCCCGGUCUUCUUGCACACCAGGGUUCCUCUCCUGGACAAAGCCCACUUCUCCCCCGCGCGCGGCUCGGGGCUCGAGAAGCUUCCCGAGCGCAUGAGGAACGUGCUGGUUCCUCCUCCAAGGCCCACGCGGCCUAGCGACGCCGAGAACGGACGAAACCGCCUGCGCGUGGCUUGUAGUGCCACACAGAUGCGCGUGAAGAUCCCCAGAGAGACGGUGGGCUCUGCUGAGGGGCUCAGGCUGGGCACGUGCGAUGUGAGCUGGUCAACAAAGCAGCACCUGGUCUUCCUUCAUUAUCUCCACCAGUGUGGGAUCAAAAGAGAGGUGAUAAAUGACAGGGUGGUUUAUUCCAGCAUGCUCCACUACACCCCGCUGGAGGCCUUGGGGUCAGAAAGGCCUCUCCCUUUCUCUAUACCUGUCCAGUGUCACUUCAACAGGUUCCACUACUCCUACAAAAUCGGUUUUGUGCCUCAGGUUGAAACCCUGAGGCUCUUUAAAUCCAUGAAGACGAAGGGCAGUGUCUCUCUGGGCGCGUAUGACGCUCAGUGGAGCAGACUGAACUCGUCUGAAGGCUACGUCGUCGGUCAGCCAAUGUACUUCGAGCUGGACGUUUACUCCGUUGAAGAAGGCGAAAGGUUAUUUGUGAACUCGUGUCACGUGACCAUGAACAACUCUCGCCUCUCCACGCCGCGGUUCAGCAUCAUCGACAACUACGGGUGCAUGGUGGACAGCAGGAGCAGCAGCGAGUCGAGGUUCCUGAAGAGCAGCAGGAGGAACGUGGUGAGGUUUUCUGUGGAAGCAUUUGUGUUCCAGGGAAAGCUGGCAAAGCAACUGUAUAUGCACUGUGAAACUACAGUCAGCAGUGUGACUCCAACUGCAACCUCAAAGUUCUGCACCUACAACCAGAAGAGCGGCAGAUGGGAGGAACUGUACGGCUCCAACGCGCUUUGCUCCUGCUGCAACUCCACGUGUCUCCCUGGCGCCCCCACUGGUGAAGAGUCCAACAAAGCGGUCACCAGUGAUUCGAGCUCCCUGCAGGUGGAUGAGUAUGUUGGCGAAAUCACAGAAGAGAGCUUGAAAGUGGAGCAUCUGACCGCAGUGCCGAAGGAGGACGCAGUGGAGCCCCGCCGGACCUUUGAGGAGGUAUUUGGGCUGGACUGAAUUAACAACCUCAAUGUAGGACAUCUGAUGGAAGUCAUUCUCAUUCACUGAUGCAAAAUGACUUUCCAAUCAAACGUCAAUAAAAAAAAACAAAAGUCUAA